UCGUCUCAAAUGGUAAAAUGUGUCUUCUGUGCACAGUUCAAUGAGGUUUUACGAUGUCUUUCACUUUACGGUGUAUUUCACAGCUGGAUUGAAGAGUAGAAGCGCGACACACUGAUGGCCACCCGUGUGCUGUGUCGGCGGGUCUGCUCCCUUCCUGGCUGGAGAAGAAGUCUCACCCAAGGUCAACACAUUCACACCAAAACAAGGGAAGAGAUAAGCGAUCAGGAGGAAAACAAGAAUGGGUCAGAUGUUUCCUCCCAAAGUGGAUACAAACUGUACUACAAUCCUUCGUCAUAUCAUGUUGCAAGAACUUCUGCUAAUUCUACCAGUCAGAUGGAUAGCUCUGAAGAGGAGCAGUUUUUCAGUGCUUCCUUUUGGCAGCAGAGCAACCACUACAGCGUGAGUUGCUCACGGCACCUCUCAAGCUCCAAAAACACACUUCUUGAUUUAGCUCUAAACAAAGCAUCUGAAACCGAAGUGCCAUCUGUGUCGUCCUACAACAAGAAGCCAGUCACACCAGAUGUUAAAGUUGACACACGAGCCUUCCUUAAAUGCAGACCAGAGUAUGCUUCCAUGUCCCUUGACCUCACCCAGCGACCUCAACCAGUAGAAUGGGUAGAAUUGUUGCCACUCCUUCAAAAAGUGUUUGUUUUAAGGGGCAGGAUGAAGCCAGCUGACGUGUUGCAGUUUCUCUUGGAGCUCAGCAAGUUGGACCCAGACAAGAUGCCUCUGCUGCAAAGUGACCAGCGGUUUGUCAUGCUUCUCCGAUAUUCUGUCGAGCACCUCCGUCUCUUCUCUGACCUACAGCUGCUGGAGGUGUUACAGUCGUUUGUGUGGUUGGAGAUACCCUCGUCCCACACCGUGCUCGAGGUGUACGAAGCCGAACUGAGCUGCCGGGCCAACCAGCUGACACUACAUCAGUUAUUAUUAGCUGCUGACUUGUGGCGCUGUAUUAGGAGACAGGUGCCACAGUUCUUGCAGCGUCUCUUUGAGUCAGUUCAUCUUUAUUUAGGACAAGUAGGAGUCCCUGAGCUGGUACAUCUCCUUUACAUAAUAGGCGAAGGUAGGCACUGUCCAAAAGACUUGAUCUAUCUUAUAAAGCCACUUCUCAUGCGUCAUUUAGCACAAAUGCAUCCUGAGGAGGUAGGCAUUGUAUGUUUGGGACUCUUUAAAGCCCAAACCUCACUUCCAGAGGGAGCAGUUUCUCGUAUUGUUGAUAAGGCAGUCUCUGUUGUGACUGAGAUGGGUGACUUUGCAAUGGUCAAUGUGUUGAAAUACCUGCGUUUCAGCUAUCUUUUUCACAGGACAUGGUUGGAAGCCAUGGAAAAGGAAGUUCCUCAACGGGCUCAUCGGAUGGGAGUCCAGGGCCUGAUGCAUGUGACUUUAACUUGUUCAGCUCUUCAUUAUCGUAGUGAUAGCAUCCUGACUUCUAUUGCAGAGAGAGUUCCCUCUCUUGUGCCACAUUGCAGGAGUAAAGACUCAAGCAAACUCCUGUGGGCCUUUGCCACCUUAGGGUUCCUUCCAGCUCAGAAUCAGAGUUUUUAUGCGAGCCUGACAGACGCCCUGAGGCAGAGGAAAGCAGAGUUCCAGCAAUACCCCGAACACCUGCUGACUGGUCUUCUAGGUUUGGCUUUUGUUUCUCAGUUUCCUGAGGAUCUUGUUACAUUAGCUCUAAGUCCUGAGUUUGUCCACUUAGCACUGAGAAACUCCAAGCUAGAGCUGAAAAAGGAUUUGUUCACCUUGGAUGCAGCUGUGGCUCUGGAGCUCCCUCAGUGGAAAGGCCCACGGUUGAGUGGCGAACUCAGAGAAGAGGUGGCGGAAAUGCUGUGGACGUUCGCACAGUCGGACGUCUGCCUGAAACCAGAGGUUUUGGAGGCAGAAUCGGCUCUUCAGGAUCUUCUCGGUGGAGACAAAUUUGUAUGCAAAAGAAUGAUCAUGCCGCAUACUCGCUCCAUCGAUCUGGAAAUACAUCUGGACCCCAAAGGACAACCAAUACCUGUGAACCUACUGUGCCCUAAGCAGAAUCCCGCAAUGGUUCCUUCUCCCCAAAGCUGGGAGAAAAUAAACUCAGGAGUAACGAUCACAGACAACCUUUUAGCCCAAUUAAUAAAAGGCAAAAACUCCACUGAGCUUCCUCCAGCAACUAUAGCAGCUUCCUCAGUUGGAGAGACACCAUGCCAACAGCUACCACCUGACGAAGAUGGGAGAGUGUUUGACUCGGUUUUAAAUUUUACCAAUGACAUGGUAGAAACCCUCACCAAACCCAGCCGCAGCAACCGGGACUCGGUUCGCCAAGGCAUUAAAGACUCAGUCAAAAUUGCUGUCCAGAUCUCAAACAGGAACCACUACUGCAUACAGUCACAGCAGCUGCUGGGGCUUCAUGCCAUGAAGAGACGACACUUAAAAAUUGCGGGAUACAGGGUGGUAGAGCUGAGCCAUUGGGAGUGGUUUUUAAUGCUGAGGAAAAGCAGGGCACAGAAACUGGCAUAUCUACACUGCAAAAUCUAUGACAGUCUUUAAGGAUUCAGAAACCUCUGGAAAAUUCAUGUUGAACAGUGUUGCCAAAAAUGUCCUGCGUUCAGUUGCAUCCUGAAAUCUUGAGUAUUGUGCAAAGUACAGAAACAUCUACCAAGUAGAUAAUUUACUUCUUCUGUGUUUGUUUUGUAUGUGCAAUGGAUUUUCAAACUGUAUUCACAUCUAGAAUGGCAGGUUAUUUGAUGAUUAUACAAUAGGACCAUUAAAAACAAUUAACUUUUUUUUAUACCUCUACUGUGACAUAAAUCCUGUACAAACGUUUAGCAAAAAAAUGGGGAAAGAAAUGUUAAAAGUAAAAGAGCUGUCUGAUUCCCUAAUUGCACAUACCCUUAAGGUAAUACAUUUAAUGCCUAUUGCAAUUCAAAAACAUCAAGUAUUCUGUUUUUCAUUGCAAUCUUUUGCAAAAGUUAGAUUAUGAAGCCAUCUUUUUGUGGACAGUCCUCUUUAGGUGGGCAAUUUUGCUUAGACUCCUUGUUAUGCUGGAAAAUAGGGAGAAAACUUGUGCAACUUGAUCCUCUGGACAAAUAACUGAGGGAUUUGAAUUAAAACAAACUAGUAUUUGCCACUUUACAUACAGUAAUUUCCUUAAUUUUAACAAAACCAAUUUCAUCUGGAAAAAAAAGUAACCCCAUACCAUGAUCUGUUGGUGCAGAUUAUUUUUAUUACUUAGCAUACCAGAAAUAUAUGUUUGGUUUCAUCAAAUCAUAACCCUUUAGAAUAUUUUAUUUAGGGCUGGAUGUUUUCUUUGGAAGAAAAGGCAUCUGUUUUGAAACCCUGCUUCUUAGUCUAGACAUACAAACAAAAUGGGGGUUGUUAUUGUAUUAAAAGCAUAGUCAGUAUUGUUUUUGAAAAUUCCCGCAACCUCUUUAAUGUUGCUCCUAAGCUCUUUGCAGUCUCGCAGAACGGCGUCCACACUGUUGCUUCACCACUUUUGGCGACGUGUCUGGCUUUUGAUUUCUCAAACUGUAUUCACAUUCAUGUCCUGUAGACUGUUCUCUCUGUGCCAUACUGCUAUGGUAUUUAUUUAGUAUCUUUCUGCGAGCUGAAUCAGUUAGAUGAUUUUCACUCUGCAAUUUUUCUCCAAGCGGUGGCUUUAGCUUAAAGACACAUUCUGAAAAAUCUGUCAGGACACUUGAGCUGUAGGUGUGAACGCAAGAAAACUGAUUGUUAAAACUGAUUCAAAAGGCUCAUAUUUGUUCUGGGAUCUGCACACCAGUUGUUUUUGUUAUUUGAAUUAUACAGAAUAAAAAUCAUAUUAAAGGUGUAAAAUGUUUUAAUCUAACGGAGACAUUUUUUUUAUACCACAAGCCCCUGACAGUUUGAUGAGUUGUCCUUACUUAUGAGGUCCUCUUGAAAAAUGUUUUAUAAUGAUUUAUUUCUUUGCUAUUUCAAAUCUGCAUUCUGCCCUUGUGAAAAUAUGCAAAUUAAAUAUGACUGAACUGCUCA
Molecule: messenger RNA, 3981 nt
Organism: Poecilia reticulata (guppy)
Lineage: Eukaryota; Metazoa; Chordata; Actinopteri; Cyprinodontiformes; Poeciliidae
Gene: fastkd5
Product: FAST kinase domains 5
Biological process (GO): regulation of mitochondrial mRNA stability; mitochondrial RNA processing
Cellular component (GO): mitochondrial matrix; ribonucleoprotein granule
Molecular function (GO): RNA binding
Source: RefSeq, a predicted model, not a curated record